Molecule: messenger RNA, 10100 nt
Organism: Herpailurus yagouaroundi (jaguarundi)
Lineage: Eukaryota; Metazoa; Chordata; Mammalia; Carnivora; Felidae
Gene: DGKH
Product: diacylglycerol kinase eta
Exons: 31
Coding region: 449-4111 (1220 amino acids)
Biological process (GO): phospholipase C-activating G protein-coupled receptor signaling pathway
Cellular component (GO): plasma membrane
Molecular function (GO): ATP-dependent diacylglycerol kinase activity; protein binding
Source: RefSeq, a predicted model, not a curated record
CUGUGGCUGCAGCCUGCUGAUCCCGUUUCCUCCUGCUCUGGUCCGGGUUAGGGAGUGGCUCUCCCAGGACCUCCAAUGUUUUCGUGCUCGGGCACUGGCGUUCACAUGGCUUCAGUGCAUUGUUUCCUUCCAGGCAGUCUCGCUUAGCGCUUCAGUUUAGACAUUUAUUUUGCAUUCUGUGGUCUUGGGCUGCGUGUGCUCUCCUGUUUCUGCGCUCUCUCCACGCCCUUCCCAGUUUCCUGUUAGCCAAAGGGAUCGCUCUUUCUGAACGAAAAGUUCUCAGAGCGGAGUGGAACCUCCCGGAAAAUGCUCUUCUCUUCCGUGUGCGCCGGAUGGAGGUGGGGGUGGGCCAGAAACUAAACACCGCGGUCGGGAGAGCUGAAAGGACCCGAACCCCAAGGCAGAGGCGGGAGAGGGCGGUGCUGUGUCCCCGCAGGAAUCGGAGAGGAUGGCCGGGGCCGGCGGCCAGCACCACCCUCCGGGCGCCGCGGGAGGAGCGGCCGCCGGGGCCGGCGCCGCGGUCGCCCCCGCCGGUGCCUCGGCGGGGCCCGGAGACGAUUCUUCCGACAGCGAAGCGGAGCAAGAGGGACCCCAGAAACUGAUCCGCAAAGUGUCCACCUCGGGGCAGAUCCGGACCAAGACCAGUAUUAAAGAGGGACAGCUAUUGAAGCAAACCAGUUCUUUCCAGAGGUGGAAAAAGCGUUACUUCAAACUUCGAGGCCGUACACUUUAUUAUGCAAAGGACUCAAAGUCUCUGAUAUUUGAUGAAGUCGACCUCUCAGAUGCCAGUGUAGCUGAAGCAAGCACCAAAAAUGCUAACAACAGUUUCACGAUAAUCACUCCCUUCAGAAGACUAAUGCUGUGCGCUGAGAACAGGAAGGAAAUGGAGGAUUGGAUGAGCUCACUGAAGUCUGUCCAGACCAGAGAGCCUUACGAGGUGGCCCAGUUUAACGUGGAACAUUUCUCAGGGAUGCAUAACUGGUACGCUUGCUCCCAUGCCCGACCCACUUUCUGUAACGUGUGCAGAGAGAGUCUUUCUGGAGUGACCUCCCACGGCCUGUCCUGCGAAGUGUGUAAAUUCAAGGCUCACAAAAGAUGUGCAGUGAGGGCAACAAAUAAUUGCAAAUGGACGACUCUGGCCUCCAUUGGGAAGGACAUCAUAGAGGACGAAGACGGAGUAGCUAUGCCUCACCAAUGGCUAGAGGGUAACUUGCCCGUGAGUGCCAAAUGUGCUGUCUGUGACAAAACAUGCGGGAGUGUUCUGCGUCUACAAGAUUGGAAAUGCCUUUGGUGUAAGACAAUGGUACACACUGCCUGCAAAGAUUUAUACCAUCCUGUGUGUCCCCUUGGCCAGUGUAAAGUGUCUGUCAUACCUCCAAUUGCACUGAACAGCACCGAUUCUGAUGGUUUCUGUAGAGCGACAUUUUCAUUCUGUGUUAGUCCUCUAUUGGUUUUUGUCAAUUCUAAGAGUGGAGAUAAUCAGGGAGUAAAGUUCCUUCGUCGAUUUAAACAGUUGCUAAAUCCGGCUCAGGUGUUUGAUUUAAUGAACGGAGGUCCUCAUUUAGGUUUAAGAUUAUUCCAGAAGUUUGACAACUUUCGAAUUCUUGUUUGUGGAGGAGAUGGAAGUGUAGGUUGGGUUUUGUCAGAAAUUGAUAAGCUCAACUUGAAUAAACAGUGUCAGCUGGGAGUAUUGCCCUUGGGUACAGGAAAUGACCUUGCCCGCGUUUUGGGCUGGGGAGGUUCAUACGAUGACGACACCCAACUUCCUCAGAUACUAGAGAAGCUGGAACGAGCCAGUACCAAAAUGCUAGACAGGUGGAGUAUAAUGACCUAUGAACUCAAGUUGCCUCCAAAAGCUUCUCUACUUCCAGAACCUCCAGAAGCAUCCGAAGAAUUUUAUAUGACAAUUUAUGAGGACUCAGUUGCAGCUCAUCUUACAAAAAUCCUCAAUUCUGAUGAACAUGCCGUGGUCAUAUCAUCUGCCAAGAUCCUAUGUGAAACUGUAAAGGACUUUGUUGCCAAAGUAGAGAAGGCAUACGAAAAAACGUUGGAAAAUGCUGUUGCAGCUGAUGCUGUGGCUAAUAAAUGUUCAGUCCUAAAUGAAAAGCUUGAACAACUGCUUCAAGCUUUACACACAGAUUCCCAGGCUGCCCCCGUUCUCCCAGGCAUCAGCUCUCUGAUUGUAGAAGAAGAUACCGUGGAAUCUUCCAGUGAAGAAUCUUUGUGUGAAAACAAAGAACAACUCACCGAUGACCCUGCAAAACCUUCCUCCCAGAAAGCUGUGAGACCAAACGAAAUAAUGUUGCGGGCAAACAGUUUAAAGAAAGCAGUGAGGCAAGUCAUUGAAGAAGCCGGCAAAGUUCUGGAUGAACAGAGUGUUCACCCUUGUGAACCAGUUAGCCAGUCAUUCGAUAACGAUAGCACAGAAACAGAUGAAUCUAAAGAAGAAUCUAAAGAUGAUGGUGCAAAAGAGCCUUCAACUGUUAAAACUGCACCUGCACCUCGGUCUCCAGAUGGCCGGGCAAGUCGUUCCCAAACUGACUCUGGCCCUGGUCCAGCUGUGGCAACCAGCAAAGAAAACCUGCCUGUGCUCAACACCAGAAUAAUCUGCCCAGGUUUAAGAGCAGGAUUAGCUGCCUCAAUUGCUGGGAGUUCUAUUAUCAACAAGAUGUUACUGGCAAAUAUUGAUCCUUUUGGUGCAACGCCAUUUAUUGACCCAGAUCCAGAUUCCGUAGAUGGAUAUUCAGAAAAAUGUGUCAUGAACAAUUACUUUGGGAUUGGAUUAGAUGCAAAAAUUUCAUUAGAAUUUAAUAAUAAGAGAGAAGAACACCCUGAAAAAUGCAGGAGCCGAACUAAAAAUUUGAUGUGGUAUGGAGUCCUCGGAACCCGGGAGUUAUUACAAAGGUCGUAUAAGAAUUUAGAACAGAGAGUUCAACUUGAGUGUGAUGGGCAGUAUAUCCCUCUCCCCAGUCUGCAAGGAAUAGCAGUGUUGAACAUUCCCAGCUAUGCCGGAGGCACCAACUUUUGGGGUGGAACUAAAGAAGAUGAUAUAUUUGCUGCACCAUCAUUUGAUGACAAGAUCCUGGAAGUCGUUGCAAUAUUUGAUAGCAUGCAAAUGGCAGUUUCCAGGGUCAUUAAACUGCAGCAUCAUCGAAUAGCCCAGUGCCGUACAGUAAAAAUCACUAUAUUUGGUGAUGAGGGAGUCCCAGUGCAGGUAGAUGGCGAAGCAUGGGUUCAGCCUCCAGGGAUUAUCAAAAUUGUGCACAAAAACAGAGCUCAGAUGCUAACAAGGGACAGGGCUUUUGAAAGCACUCUAAAAUCUUGGGAAGAUAAACAGAAGUGUGAUUCCGGUAAACCAGUUCUUCGAACCCAUUUGUACAUCCAGCAUGCCGUUGACUUGGCAACAGAGGAGGUAUCCCAGAUGCAGCUAUGCUCCCAGGCGGCAGAGGAGCUCAUCACUAGGAUCUGUGACGCAGCCACCAUCCAUUGUCUUUUGGAACAAGAACUGGCCCACGCUGUGAAUGCGUGUUCCCACGCACUGAAUAAAGCCAACCCGCGGUUCCCAGAGAGUCUUACGAGAGACACUGCCACUGAAAUAGCCAUCAAUGUGAAGGCACUGUAUAAUGAAACAGAAUCUUUACUAGUUGGCAGGGUUCCUUUGCACUUAGAAUCCCCACAUGAAGAGCGGGUAUCUAAUGCCUUACAUUCUGUGGAGGUGGAGUUGCAGAAGUUAACAGAGAUUCCUUGGCUUUAUUAUAUCUUACAUCCAAACGAAGAUGAGGAACCCCCCAUGGAUUGCACCAAGAGAAACAGCAGAAGCACAGUAUUUCGUAUAGUGCCAAAAUUUAAAAAGGAAAAGGUUCAGAAACAGAAGACAGGUUCACAGCCUGUUCAAAAAUGGGGCACAGAGGAAGUUGCUGCUUGGCUGGAUCUGCUCAGUUUGGGAGAGUACAAAGAAAUCUUCAUCCGUCAUGACAUCAGAGGGGCUGAACUUUUGCAUCUGGAAAGGCGAGAUCUUAAGGACCUGGGGAUAACGAAAGUGGGCCAUAUGAAGCGAAUUCUCCAGGGAAUUAAAGAGCUUGGAAGGAGCACUCCCCAGUCUGAGGUGUAAUCACAUUGGUGCUAUUCCUUGGAAGGGAAGUAAUUGCUACUUAAUACAAAGCUCUUGGAAGCAGUUGUCUGUUUCUGUAGUCUUCUGCCUAGAAAAGUAAGCACCACUGAGCACCUCUGUGGCUUGAUGUUUUGCUGUGGGUGAAAAUUUUGAUUUGAGGUAUUAGAAAAUAUUUUCGUGCCAAAAAAUUCCAUUCCACAAAGCCAUUUCCUUAUUGUGCAAACUUGACAUGUUAAAAUAUGCUCAUAUAAGUAAGAAGGUAGGAGGAAUCUGAGACAAUUGCAUUGUCUAAAAGAUGGAAAUGUUUACUUUCUUUAUACCUGGUCAGAUGGAAUGUUCUUACUCUGUGACUGCAUAACAAUAUGUGGCUAAAACUCUUAGGUUUCACUAUUGGAGGCAUUGGCUUCUUCCUUAAAAUAGUUGGUUAGGAGAUUAAGAUGUAAAUUAAGCUGUGUUUUGAAUGUUAGAUGGGUAUCGCCUCACUUUGCUAGCAUUCAGUGGUCAUAGAAUAUGGUUAAAACCCCUCAAAUAUUAUGAAUGAAUGCAAAUCUUAAUGCACGACAUUCCUGCCUGAAUUGUCUUUCUUUUUCUUGCAUGUCACAUGUAAUAUCUUAAAACUUGGCUUCCAUGUCAGUUUUAAUGUAAUUUAAUUUAUUACUGCCUAAGUACCUUUUUGUUGGUUAAAGGCACUUUUCUGUUCUUUGAUGUGGGAUUUUGGAUAAAUAUUCUGUAUCUGAGAAUUUGUGAACACGUGUCUGUGCCAUAAUCAACAAAUGAUACACAUUUUAUGCAAGCCAAUUUUAUGUCACUCUAUUAUCAACACUAGGUAUGCACAGUAGGAAAAUUUUCUGGAUAUUUUCAUAAAAGUAUGUGUUCUAUUGCCGAACAAAACUUGUUAUAGCUUCCCAAACCAAAAUUCCCACAUUUUGUUCUUAUCUUUGGUUUUAAUUUAGUGUUUAUUCAAUACUCUGUUUGUAUUUAUAAUACAGUGGGCUGUUGACAUCCAGUUUUCUGAAGGUCUCACCUGGGAUUUGUAUACUGAUCGUAUGCCAAUUGGUCACCCAGACUUAUCCACUAGCUAGAGUGACUACUGACACAACUUCCCAACAAGAGAUUUACAUUUUUUCUUAAGGGCUUUUAUCUCAUCUCAUUCUUAUACCAUUAUUACUAUUAUCUCACCUAAUUCUUAUAUCAGGCAGGUAUUAUUUUCUUGUUUCUAAACCACUCUACUUCAGUGUAGCUCAGUAGGAGUCAACAUUACAAUUAUCAAAUCUUUGAAAGCCAAAGGCAUACGUGUUAAAAAGUCACCAAAAUAUCCUCAGACCAUCUUUCUUUAGGCGUUAUGUACCAAAAAUUAAUUGUAAUAUUUCAAAACCUCCUAUAUAAGAGAAGUAAACAGGGUAUUGACCCAGUGGUAACAAUUUUCAUGAAGUAGCCUUCUAAGCAGGUGCUCUGUAGAUACAAAUACACACACAUACACAUAUACACAUAUAUGGGUCUAUACACAUAUACCGUGUUUGUAUAUUCAUGCUUAACACACAUAAUCUUGAAAUGUACUCUCACUGAUAUUUUCUAGACCAUUAUUUGCCAAAUGCUUAAUGAGAAAUAUUAACGGGAAAGCACUUAAAAUGAACUAUUGUCAGACAUAAUUUAAUUGUAUCAAAGAAGUUUAAACAUUUGACACUUUAUUCUUAUUUAUACAUUGCAUAUUUACUAGUAAAAUCACAAAAUUAAGACAUCUUAAAAAUAAAUGAGCCUGAUGGGUUCCUGACCAAAUAUGUCUGACUAUAUAUUCUACCUGUCUCAGUUGUGAAUAAAUAGAAAAUUUUCAAAGGAAAUUAUAUCAAGUAGCAUGAAAGAGUAAAAAGCCACUCACUUAGUAAGUGUAUUGUUACCCUCAGCUAUGAAAUCAAAGGGCUUCUCUUCCAGUCCCUUGAUAAUCCGCACCCCCCUGUCCCCUGCAAGUUGUCCUGCUCUCUUCCAGGCACUUCCCUGUGAAAUUAAAAUACAGAUGGCAGAGUCUCAGAAUUCUGCUGAGGUCACAGAUACCUGUCCAGCUCUACCAAAAAGAGAAAUGUAGGUGCAGAGAGGCAUGGGACUCACCAAUGAAUUUUGGGUUGAUUUUCACUCACCCAAAAUACCCCUUUGCCAACAGAAGAGACUUAAGCUAUUACAUGUUCAGAAUUUGAGAGUAAGAUAAAAAUGAUUAAUAUUUUUUUGGCUGAUGUUGAUCUUUUUACUCUUAAGUAGUAACUCUUUAUGUUGUAAAACCUCAGUUACUAGACUCUUAACUAGAGUCUUCCUGCAGAUGGCUUUUGGAUGAGGAAAAUCCUUUAAAAUGACAAUUUCAGUAUCUUUUUUUUUUUUUUUUUUUUUUUUUGUCGUUAAAUUAGAGCAGUCUUUCCUGUGUGCUUUGUCUAUGCAUGGCUGUGUAGGACCCACAUGACUUUGCCCACACCUGUUUGCCAAGAUGGUAUCCUCAGAGCCUCCUUAGGCCCCUGUCAGCCUCACAGAGGAGCCAGCUUCUUACAGUAGAUGGAGCUAUAAAUAGAAAGUAGAAAGAGCUUCUCUCUGGGAGGUGAUCCCAGCUCAGGGGAGUGCAGUUGUGGCCUCUGUACCCUGAUCCAUUCAGAAGCUGAGGUGAGAAGCUUAAGCCUACUCUGGACUGUCAGCUGUAACUGUACUGUUCCUCCCCGCUAUGCUCUCCCACACCUGGAUAAUUUGGGAGAGGUGAAGGGGAAUCACAGCCAGCAUCCAUUUCCUUCAAGUCUUAUUUCCGUGAGGAAGAACUUGCCUUUUUUUUUUUUUUUCAAGAUUUUAUUUUUAAGUAAUCUCCCUACGCAACAUGGGCCUUGACUCACAACCCCGAGACCGAGUCACAUGCUACAGUGACUGAGCCAGCCAGGCAUUCCAAAACUUGCUUUUCAAGAAGGGAAGGGACAGGGUCAGGCCUAAGUAAAAUUUCAAAGGACUCAAUUCUUCCCUUCAGCGUUAUUCCACCUCCCUUUCUGAGUUUCCUUGCCAGCUUUUGGCCUCCCAUUUCCCACAUGCCCAAUGCAGUGAUGGUUGCUCAGAUGCUCACUACUCUUUGGUACCCUUUCUUCAUCAACUUCCAUACUACAGAAUGACUGCUUUCACCUCUCCCCGCUUGAGUGCCUGUUGCGGAUCCUCUGAACAAAGUGCUAGGAAGAAAACAAUUUAAAGAAAACGAAUUUUACAGUUCAUAGUUUAAAAAAGGAAACUUGCUGAUCUAAAUGAACGGACGGGUUAGAUGAUUUUGGGACCGUGAUAUAGAUUGCUCUGGCUGAGAAGAGAUGACCUGUGAAUGUCGAGACCCUUGCUGUCCAGUAUUAUAGGCACUAGCCACAUGUGGCUGUUUAAAUUUACAUUAAUUUAAUUAGAAAGUUAAUUUCUCCAUUGCACCAGCCACGUUUCAAGUGCGCAGUAACUACAAUAGACAGUGCAGGUGUUAAACAUUUCCAUCAUUGCAAAAAUCGUACUGGCCAACACUGGUCUAGAUCAUUGCUACUCAAACAUGGUCCCUGGGCCAGCAGCAUCCAUGCCACCUGGGAGCUUAUAGAAAUGCAGAAUUUCAGGUCCCCCCAGACCUACUGAAUUUCAAUCUUCUUUGUAAACAAGAUUUGGUGGUGGUUAGCACUGGCCUAGCCACAUUUUAUCGCUCCCAGGUAUUAGGGAUCCGAAUGCUUCAAAAAGCCCUCGAAUAGCUCACUCCCCAACCCACUACUUCCUAGAAAUCCCAGAAAGGAGCUUUAGCUCAUUCAUCCCCUUUGCUAAGUUUUCUUCUGAAUGCUUAUUCCUAAUUCUGGUUCUAGAUAAACUCUACCUACCCAGGAGUUGUAUUUGGGUAGCUAAGAUAGAAAGGACAUGGGCUGGCGGGCGUAACUGGCCUCUCUCCAGCUCCCUACCUCAUGUUGAAGUCACUAACAAUAUACAUUUGCUCAGUUUCUUGCUAAUGUCACAUUCUCAUUUGUUCACAACUUAAGUCACAGGGAACAUUUCAGAAGAAUAUGUAAGGAGAUAAGUAAAGACCAGGUCAGUCUCCUACAGCUUGUACAUUUCACUUUCUCUUAUCAGCAGAUUAUCCUGUUGACGUAGUUCAUGUUUGAGGAUACAAAGAGCACACACACAUUAAAUGAGCCAGUAAGCAUGGAAAAAAAAAAAAAAGAGCCAAAAUGAUUCCAAGUAAAGUGAAUGUGUCAUUAAAGCUCUCGGGAAGGCGUGUUUUGCUGGACUUUUUUUUUUUUUUAAUGCUAAUUUAUCUUGAUUUUCAGACAGUUAAUAAUUCCUUAAAAUAGUACCUGAGAUAUAUUUUGAUCCUCAAAAUACAAAUUAUUUUAUUCUGUAGUAAGAUCUUUCCCAAUGAUAUAUUGUCAGUAAUCCUGCACUUAAUAAUUUUUACAUAUUGAUAUCAUUUACCAAAACAUUACUGGCUACAGAUUCUUUAGCUAAUUUUAAUGGAUAAAGAGGGCACCACUUGAGUCUUGAUAGAAGUUAUUUUUAACAGGCAUCAAGAAAGAAAAUAUUCAUGCAAAGCUAUGACUUAGAAAAUUACAGUGGAAACUUAUAUAUACAUCAUUUCUAAAGUACAUUAUCUGUUAUUUCUGACUGAACUGACAACACAGUGGACUCUCAUGUUCUACACAUGUGUAUCCUACAAGGAUAUAGUUUUUCACUAAAGUUCCUUAAAUGUUACAUCUCUCAACCUUCACAUUUAGGAUCUCUCCUGCCCUCUUCCUGCCAAACGAACUCAUCCUGCAUUUUUCAGAUGCAAGUUGGGUAAAACCAUGGGUUCAGAGUUUGAUAAUAAUACAAGUGGCAGUUUUAAAACACCAAGCUUUUAAAGUCAGUUGGAAAGAGUGAAAAGUGAAGAUUCCUCAAAUACUAACUAUUGGUCAAUGGAAUAACCUCUCUGGGCAGUUCCCACAGCACUCGGUAGCCUCACCUCUCCCCCUCUGGCUUCCCCUUGCCGAGGGCCAUGGGGCCUGGGACCCGUCUCUGCUAUGGCAUCUCCCAGGUGACUUUUGUGUAGCAAUCUCCGUGUCAGAUGGGUAACACAAUGCCUUUGCAAUCGGAUGCCUUCUUAAAGAAAUAUGCAAAACUUUAAAAAGGCAAAGAUUAUUGGUUUUUAUAAUACCCAAAGGAUUCUUUACCUUUGUUAUUGUUCCUCUUUGUUAUUGUCUUCAGAUUUUGUUUUCAGAUAUUUCUGUUAGAAGAAAAAACUGUAAAUGUUUAUCAUUACAGAGAACAGAGAGAUAAAAGACAGCUGGACUGUACCUAUUUCUAUACUUCUUUCUGUUAUUUUCGGGAAAAUAACUUUAACAGUAACUGAGACUUCGUUAAACUCAGUAACAAUGUUUAAGAUAAAGACCCAUAUUACUACUGUAGAUGGACAGAUUGAUUCCCCUUAUGUAACUAAGAUAUUCUAUUUACAUAUAUUUAUAUCUUCUCUCUUAAUUUCUUAUGCAUAUCCAAGUUUAAGUUGGAAAAAUAGAAACCAAGCCACUACUUAAAAGCUAUAAAAACUCCACCUAAAAUAUUUCAUUUUAGCUACAAGUUAUUCAUUGUAUAGGAAUUUAUAAAUAGCCUGGGUGUUUCAUAGGAACUGCAUUUCAAGGGUAAAUUAACCGUACCUAAAAGAACAUAGGGAUACUUUUAAAAUGCAUUAAGAUAAGUUUCAUAUUCCAUUGAUGAUGCUAUUGAAGUAGGAUAAUGCAGUUAGAUAAACAAGCUAAAAAGAAAAAAUAUAUUUUGUGGUCCUUACUGUUUGCACUAUUGUUUACCACAGGUUAGCCAUAUCUAUUUGUAUAUUCUAAGUAUUAAGCUGAUAUGUAGCUAAAGAUUUCUUACAGUUCUGGUAACUGGUAACUAGUGCUGUGAAAGGUUUUGGUAUUGUAACAUUCCCAGUUUUGUGAGUUAUAUAUUGUAUAUUGAAGAUGAUUAAUAAAUUGGAGUAAUAUAUUUAUCUAGA